AUGGACGAAGAAGAGAUGACCAACAAAAUGGACGAAGUUGAUUCAGAAACGUAUCCAACUAAAACAGCCAUCUUGGCUACAGGAGAGAACAAAAAGUUCCCUGAAGAAGAUGGAGUGGAAAUCGAACUCGCCUUGGAAAAAGAGCGAGAUGUGAAGAAGAUGUUUGCGGGAGUUUCCGCUCAAGUGUCUCCAUUUACAUCGGUCGCUUCUUCGGAUAUGAGCAAAGAGAGCUCAGACAGCGGAUUUUCGCUCUCUAAUGCAAAAUUCUUUGUUUUCACUAAACUUCAACAACGAAAGUGGCAAUAUGCUCUCCUUGGACUCAUCCUUGGCUUGAUGAUUUUGAUAGCGGCUCUUGCUGGAUCUGCAGCCAACGGAAAUGGUACCGGUCAACGCACUCCAUUUUUAGUCUUCUUUCAAUCGGAACACCCAACAUUUUCCCCUACGCUCGCGCCCACCGACUCGCCAUCCUUUACACCUACCUUAAGGCCGUCCGAGUCCCCAAGUCAAGCCCCUUCUAUCUACGAUCCACCGAUCAAGGACCCAAUUCAGCUGCGACUGUACUGGGAAAGUGGAUACUUCUGGCAAGAGUCUAUUUUCCAAACCUAUUGGUGUGCAGAGUGCGCGGACUGUCCAGAAUAUAGAUUAGGCGACGGAGUAGGACCUGAUUUUCAGAACUGCACAUCGCCAGGAGACACAACUGCGAGUUGCAAUGAAGGAAAUCAACUAUGGCUUCAAUCGUGCAAAAAUACAAGCAGAGACUAUCGCUUUGAGUUCCUUCACAACGAUGGCUCGGGAUUCCAAAUCCGUGCUUUCAAUACUUCGUUGUGUUUCUCCACGGUGCGGAACACGUAUAUUGAAAUGAGACCUUGUGACAGCCGCAGAUCUUCUCAGCUUUUCAAUCCAAUCCAAUUCAGUACGAAAUUCGAGCUUCGGACCUACGAGGAAAGAAACCUGCCGGUGGAUGAAGCCAGAUGUGUCUCACAGCUUCAUCAUCCAAAAGCCAACGAAAUGAUAGGUCUACAUCGAUGCGACUGGGCCGUCAAUGACACCACAAACUUUUGGGAACAAUACCCUUGA
This is a messenger RNA of Cylindrotheca closterium, 1077 nucleotides long. Lineage: Eukaryota; Bacillariophyta; Bacillariophyceae; Bacillariales; Bacillariaceae. The record is from the annotation of a GenBank genome assembly.